GUAUUGGAGUUCGCUGGCGGAGCGAAACUGUGGAAGAAGCUAGAAGCUAACAGCUAAGCUAACAGCUAAGCUAACUAAACUACUACUCUCUGUGACCGAGCUGCUUAGAGUUUAAACACUAAAUGAUUAAAAGUGCUGUCUUUGAAACAGUUUGACCGUCCUAGUCAACUCGAUCUGUGUGUGUGUGUGUGUGUGUGUGUGUGUGUGUGUGUGUGUGUGUGUAACCUUGGCUGAGGUCCUCAGUGUCUCUGGGUGUGGGUGAGACUGGCCCCGUGCCAGUCCUCUGUAGAUGAAGAUGUCCCUGGCCCAGCGAGUGCUCCUGGCCUGGAUCUUCGCCCUGAUCUUCCUCAUCAUGCUGGUCCUCAAGCUGGACUCUAAGAUUCACUGGAACUGGUUCCUUAUCUUCCUCCCCGUCUGGACCUUUGACACCAUCCUCAUCCUUAUGCUGAUAGUGAAGAUGGCGGGGCGCUGCAAGCCUGACUUUGACCCCCGCGACGGAGAGCAGAGCCUGAAGAGACGGUUGUGGUACCUAACGGCCCUGCUGCUGAAGCUGGCCUUCUGCCUGACACUGUGCUCACGCCUGGAGAGGCUCAUCGACAUGUGGGUCAGUGUGCUGUGUGUGCCUCUGUGGGUACUGUUGGGUGGGGCGCUGGUGGAGCUGGGACACAGUGUUUUCCACUACAGGAGGGAGUGAACCA
Messenger RNA from Anoplopoma fimbria (sablefish), 698 nucleotides. RefSeq names its product transmembrane protein 60 (gene tmem60). The record is from RefSeq and is a predicted model, not a curated record. The coding region runs from base 290 to 694 and encodes 134 amino acids. The transcript has 2 exons. Lineage: Eukaryota; Metazoa; Chordata; Actinopteri; Perciformes; Anoplopomatidae.